CGAGCAGGGUGGAUGGAGGUGGGAGGAGAGUCCAGUCCACCGACCCUGCUUUGAAGCGCUCAGAGAAGGCGGGGGCCCCGGUCUGGCCCGCCCCUUCACAGGCUGAACGUCCCAAGAUUGGGCGCCCUGCCGCUUAGCUGGGUCCGCCCCACCUGGCCCUCCGGUAUAUGGAAGUCAGGACCACGCCCAGGACCCCGAGCUGCAGCAGCCGCGGACCUGCGCCCUCUCGACCCUCUUGGGAUCCCUCAACUUCACGUGGGCCCCGCGUCCGCCCCCGGACCCCUGGACCCUCCGCUGUUGCUGCCCGGCGUCAAUCCCUCGCUCAAACGCUCUCUCUCUGGAUCCGGGUCCACACCUGCGCAGCCUUUCUACCCUGCGCUGUGUCCUCCGGCCCUCUCUGGACCCCUAGCCUCUUCCUGCUGGUCCCCAGGGCUGCUGAGGUCAAGCCCAGUGCCCAGGCCGGCAAACAGCAUGCAGCGGCAGGUACUCGGGCUCCUGUCGCUGCUCCUGCCGCUCCUGUCGUCUCCUGCUCGCGUCCCGAAGCCCUCGGCGCAGGACAUGAGCCUGGGCGUGGACUGGCUGACCCGUUAUGGCUACCUGCCACCACCUCACCCCGCCCAGGCCCAGCUGCAGAGCCCUGCAAAGCUUCGAGAUGCCAUCAAAGUCAUGCAAAGAUUUGCUGGGCUGCCCGAAACAGGCCUCAUGGACCCAGCGACAGUUGCCACCAUGCACAAACCCCGAUGCUCGCUGCCUGACGUGCUUGGUCCGGCAGGGCUUGUCAGGCGUCGCAGGCGCUAUGCUCUGGGUGGCAGUGUGUGGAAGAAGCGCACUCUGACGUGGAGGGUCCAGUCCUUCCCCCAGAGCUCACAGCUGACCCGGGAGACUGUGCGGACCCUUAUGAGCUACGCCCUGACCGCCUGGGCUGUGGAGUCUGACCUCACAUUCCAGGAGGUGUCCUCUCAGCAUCAGGAGCCUGACAUCCUCAUCGACUUCUCCCGGGGCUACCACCUAGACAGUUACCCCUUUGAUGGGCUGGGUGGCACCUUAGCCCAUGCCUAUUUCCCCGGGGAGCACCCCAUCUCUGGGGAUACUCACUUCGAUGAUGAGGAGAUCUGGACAUUUGGGUCAAAAGAUGGUGAGGGCACUGAUCUGUUUGCUGUGGCAGUUCACGAGUUCGGCCAUGUCCUGGGCCUGGGUCACUCCUCUGCACCCAACUCCAUUAUGAGGCCCUUCUACCAGGGCCCGGUGGGAGACCCACACAAUUACCGCCUGUCCCAGGAUGAUCGCGAUGGCCUGCAGCAGCUGUAUGGGAAACCGUCCCAGACCACAAGUGACAAGCCCACAAGGAAACCCCUGAUUCCUUCUCCCCAGCCCCCAGCCCUGCCCCCUGACAGCCCCUCCACACCUGUCCCUGAUAGAUGUGAGGGCAAUUUUGACGCCAUUGCCAACAUUCGAGGUGAAACUUUCUUCUUCAAAGGCCCCUGGUUUUGGCGCCUCCAGCCCUCAGGACAACUGGUAUCCCCCCGUCCUGCCCGGCUGCACCGCUUCUGGGAGGGACUGCCCAGUUACGUGAAGGUCAUUCAGGCCGCCUAUGCCCGCCACCAAGACGGCCGAAUCCUCCUCUUCAGCGGCUCCCAGUUCUGGGUGUUCCGCGACCGGCAAGUGGAGGGCGUCGCGCAGCCGAUCACGGUGCUGGGGCUGCCUGCGGGUGAGGAGGUUGACGCCGCGUUCUCUUGGCCGCUUAACGGGAAGACCUACCUGAUCCGGGGCCAGCAGUACUGGCGCUACGACGAGGCGGCCGCGCGCCCGGACCCUGGCUACCCGCGCGACCUGAGCCUCUGGGAAGGGGCGCCCCCCUCUCCGGACGAUGUCACCGUCAGCAAUGCAGGUGACACCUACUUCUUCAAGGGCGUCCACUACUGGCGAUUUCCCAAAGGCAGCGUCAAGACCGACCCAGACUCGCCCCAGCCCAUGGGGCCCGAGUGGCUGGACUGUCCUGUCCCAGAUUCUGGUCCUCGAAGGCCUAUACCUCCCAAAGCAACCCCCAAGUCCGAAACCUGCGAUUGUCCCUGCAACCUCAAUCUGGCCCCAGGGCAGCUGCCCAAGCCCCUCCUGCUGCUCUUCCUGCUCCUGUUGGUGGGAGAGGUCUCCUCCUGCUGAGGGGGCCAUCCAGAGCCGAGCAGCCCCACGCCCACCGCGGGACCAGUGUGGGGUUGUGAGCCACUGCCAAGCCCCAGGGUGCAUUUCCACGGCCGGUAGAGUCUCUGACGUGGGAAGAGCGGUGCAGCCUGGACCUGACUACCCACCCACCUGCUCCGCUUGUGCCCUUGGCAGCGCUGGAGGACACCGGCAGGCUGGAGUCCGUCGCCAGGAGGCGCACGCACCCAGUGGCCGUAGUCCCCCGGCCCUCCGCAGUCGGCCUGGGCCUCCGAAACCGCCAGGGGACAGUGCAGACCCUCUCUCCAGAUCCCAAAAGGAACAGGACGCAGUGAGCUCGGUUAGAGGGCGUGGCGAGAGCUCCAGCAGAGCUGUUGGAUUGGACGCAGGACGUCCUCUCGGCGGUUCGCAAGAAGGGGACUCUGUCCUGGGCACGAUGACCCAGCAGGACUCACCGUUUCCCGGAACAGCCCGGCUGUUUCAGAACACAGUCUGUGGACUCUCCCCAGCCUCCCACCCCCACCCUAUUGGGACUGUGCCUAGUAUCUGAUUGAGCCUUUAGCUGAAACAUCAGAUCAGGACACUGAGUUGCACCUCUUCAUACCUGCUCUGUGUCUUCAAACCUAUUUGGUCUUGUCUCCCUGUUUGGCUUCUACUGUUAGGGAAAACAAACCAAACACGGGAAGAAACGGCACUGAGAAGGUUUAGGAGGCAGCUUAUUACACUGGUGGGCUUGACUGGGUUUGCUUCCAAAGAGUCAGAGGCCUGCCUGGCUGGGUUCUGGGACUUUUAUGGGAAGAACGGAGGUACAAAAAUAGAUUUGGCACAUUGUGAUUGGAGGGUUAGGAGAUAUCUUGGGUUGGUAAGGGAGUAUAAACAUUUCAGGUUAUGGCUGGGGAUUUAGCUCAGUGGCAUAAGUGUCUGCCUGGCAAGUGCAAGGUUGUGAGUUCAAUCCCCAGUACUGAAGAAAAAAAAAAUUGCAAGGCCAUCAGUUAUACAAAAAGGUAGCAAAGAUGGGUUACACAAAGGAAGAGAGAAAUGUUCUGUUAUCAGACCUGUCCAAAUGUGUUUGCCUGUCCGGACAUGUUUGCUUUAUUUAAAAAUUUAAUUUCCCCCUCACUACUACAUCCCACUAAUCACUCUAACCCCAGAGCAUAAGGCCUAGGAACCACCCAAAACCCAGCAACCUCCUAAAAUGAGCAUCUUCUCCAUGCCCUUGGUAAAGUACCACAAUUUGGCUCUAGAACAACUUGGCUACUAUAGGCUCAGGGCUACUAGUGGACAGAUUCUGCUCAGCCCCGCCUCCUUAGCACCCUUGGCCAGCCUUACAGGUAAUUCUAGGUUAAGGAAUAGAUGAGGCCUAGGACACCUCAUCACCUCUACUCCCCAGAUUCAGAAGCAUCAUUGCUUCUGGAAUAUUCCAUAUCAGAACUCACCCAUGAAAAUUAAAAAUGUAGAUCCCGUACCUGCACCCUGAAUCCUGAUUUGGGAUGAAGUUAGGAAUCUGCAUUUUAAGCAUCUUGGGUGGGCCAGAGAUUUAGCUCAGUGGCAUGAGCACCUGCCUGGCAAGUGCAAGGUUGUGAGUUUGAUCCUGGUACAAACAAACAAACAAAAAAAACCAAGAAGCUUGGGCAGGAUGUGUGCCCUGAUAGCCAAGGAAGCUGGCUGUCUCAUGGCAUCGCUGUGGCCUCCCUCCCAGGUGCUAGUCUCUUCCUGUAUUCUCUACGGGGCCAGGCGGAUGGCCUUGGUUGAGAGGUGUCCAUUCCCCUCAGAGUUGAGUCACUUAGAGGACCACUUUGUGUUUAGGUAACUUUUUUUUUUUUUUUUUUUUUUUGUACCAGGGAUUGAAAUCAUGACCUCAGCCUGCCAGGCAGGUGCUUAUGUCACUGAGCUAAAUCCUCAGUCGCAAGGACUACUUUUUUAGGGUUCUGCCUAGUUCCACUGGUGCCAAAAUCCUUUGGGGGAUCCCAGACCAUGGACAGCACUUCAAGAAACCAGGAAAAGUUAGCCCCACUUGUUCCUGACCCCUAGGUCAGCAUGAGAAGAGUCAAGCCUCCUCCACCAGUUUAUGAUCUGAUGAAUCUAAGCCACUUGGAAGCCAUGUGGUCCUCUAUCGGCUUCCUUCCAAGUAGGAGGAGAGGGAAACAGCCCCACUCUGGAGAAUAAAACUAGAAAAAGCUCUUCGUUUCUUCUGAGCACUGAAGGUCCUGGGUGAAGUUUGGUGGCAGUAACUGGACAGACAUGAACUGCUCUGUUUUGCAGAAGCUGGAAUGAAUCCAGGGUUCUUCAGAGCAGGGAGUAUUGAAGUAGAAAGAAGAGGAAGCAGCAGAGGGAGAAACCAAAAGUUGAUUGAGGGGAAGCCCAGAGGAAAGCUGAGAAACCAAGAUGUUUUCAUGGCUACAUAUAGACUCCAGUCAGUACUUUAUUGCCUACUACACAAAAACAUACCAGAAUGAUUACUGUUAUUUUCAGCAUGGUACAGUAAAAACAUGGUACAAUCCCACAACCAAGAUCAAAAUUUGCUUUGUGUUUCGAAGGAUACUAUCAGGAACUUGUAAGUCAACUCAAAGCAUGGGAGAUAUUUGAUUUUAUAUAUCUUAUCGGAGACAUAUCCAAAAUAAAUAACAUCUUUCCUUUAACUUUUUUUUUUUUAUCAGUACCAGGGAUUGAACUCAUGACCACCUGCUUGCAAGGCAGGUGCUUAUGCCACUGAGCUAAAUCCCCAGCCCCGAAAUAACAUCUUAAUAAUAAAAAGACAGCCAAAUUAAAAGUGGGUAAAGAGCUGAGUAUACAUUCUUUCCAGAUAGAAAAAGGUUGAUUAGGGGCUGCAGAUUUACCUCAGCGGCAUAAGCACCUGCCUUGCAAGCAGGCAGUUGUGAGUUUGAUCCCUGGUACCGAUAAAAAGGAAAAAGACAAAAAAAAAAAAAAAAAAAAAAGGAAAAAAAGAAAAAGGUUGAUUAGCACAUAAAAAAGAUUCUAGAGCAUCAUUAGUUAUCAUGGAAAUGUAACUCAGAAAUAUAAUGGGAGCUGGGCAUGAUGAUGCAUAUCUAUAAUCCAGAAUUUUGAGAGGCUGAGGCAGGAGGAUUACAACUUUGAGCCCAACCUGGACAACUUAGUAAAUUAGUGAGAUUCUAUCUCAGGGAAAAAAAAAAAAAAACUUACAAGGCUUGGGAAUGUAACUUAGUGCUAUAACUUUGGGUUUCAUCUCUGGUACUGCACAGUUAAAUUUACUAGUAUGUCUACAAUUAAAUAAAUGAAUAAUAGCAGACGUUGAUGAAGAGAUAGAGUAACUGGAACUCUCACACCUUGCAGCUGGUAAUGGAAUGUGGUAUAGACACUGUGGAGAAAAGUCUGACUAUUCCUCAAAGCCUGAAAGAUAGUUGCCCUCUGAUUCAGCAGUUCACUCCUAGGUCCACACCCAACAAAAAUGAAAAGCCCAUUUUUUUUUUCCUUUGGUACUGAGAGUUGAACUCAGGGCCUUAACACUUGUCAGGCAGGUGUUAUAGCCCUGAGCUACAUCCCCAACCUAAGUCACCCUCACAGAAAUGUAUGCAUGAAGCCCAACAUGGUGGUACAUGACUGUAAUCCCAGUGUAACUGGGUUGAGUUUUGUUUGUCAAUGUUUUUUUAAAGACAGGAUCUCAAUACAGAUAUUUCUCAUUUAA
This is a messenger RNA of Cavia porcellus (domestic guinea pig), 5821 nucleotides long. It is a transcript of the gene Mmp25, whose product is annotated as matrix metallopeptidase 25. The transcript has 10 exons. Gene Ontology annotation, cellular component: extracellular matrix. The record is from RefSeq and is a predicted model, not a curated record. Gene Ontology annotation, molecular function: zinc ion binding; metalloendopeptidase activity. The coding region runs from base 472 to 2160 and encodes 562 amino acids. Lineage: Eukaryota; Metazoa; Chordata; Mammalia; Rodentia; Caviidae. Gene Ontology annotation, biological process: extracellular matrix organization; collagen catabolic process; proteolysis.